AUGCAUCGCACGCAGGACCUCGCCCAUGAACUGUGCAGGUGCAUUCGCUUCCUUCGCAGGUCGCCCCGAUCCCUCCCUGCGACUUCGGGCGAUGCUGGGGUAGCAUCGUGGGGGCUGUCAGCCUCGAGUGCAAGGGAUGACGCUCGGCUUCGACCAAGUACCCGCGACACCAUCCCUACGUACUGGGUGACGAUGUCAUUGCGCCUGGCAGAGCUGCCAGGCCAUUCUUCAUACUAG
Purpureocillium lilacinum is the source of this 237-nucleotide messenger RNA. NCBI's taxonomy places the organism in Eukaryota, Fungi, Ascomycota, Sordariomycetes, Hypocreales, Ophiocordycipitaceae. The record is from RefSeq and is a predicted model, not a curated record.